CGGAAACCACGUGACCUGGUACUGUCUCUUUAAAUUUACCCAGGAGCCCCUUAAGGAGCCCCAGGGGCCCCAAAGCUCGGCUCCCCACCCUGAAGACAAGCGAAGCUUCUGAAAAAAUCACACACAGGAGGCCAUUUGGAAGGGAAAGGACACAUAAGGCACUGAAUAAUCACUCGGAUGGGAGUGAAGUGCGACUUGAAAGUCGUAAAAGUUGAGCGAAGUUGAGCGGCGCGCUCGGCGCACACGGAGCGCCACGGCGCACACUUCCACGGCGAGGCGAGCGCGUCUGCUCCUGCCCAUCUCAGUGCACGAUCGGCGCAUGCUUGCUCGAAGUGCUGCGCUCCGAACAGCGUUUGGUACGAGGAGCGUGGACUUGGAUCGGGCCAGACAGGCAUGGAGGAAAACGAGCCGAGGGAGUCGGAGCCCGGGGUCCAGACGGAAAGCCUCUCAUUGAUUAUAAGCGAUGAGGGAGAGGAGGCCACUCCGCCUUACAGCGCUUCGGCACAGCUCACAGCAGGUGACAAUGACAUGAGCAAUGGUCACAUUAAAGAUGAUGGUCAAGCAGAUGUGGUCACUCAUGGGGACUCACAAGGGACAAGUUACUGGAGUGUUUCGGAGAGCCCUGAAUCUCCCUUCCUUCUAUCCCCUGUUCCAGGACCAUCUAGACCCAAACCGUCUCCAGGUAAAUCAGGGCGGGCGUCACGAACUGGCCAUAGCCGCAUCCCUGGUCGAGACCACCGCCGUUACUACCACGAGCACUGGAGAACUGAGUACCUAAUGGACUUUGACCCCAAGAGGAAUGGGAUGAUCUGCAUGGUAUGUGGUAGCUCCUUAGCCACUCUAAAGCUGAGCACCAUUAAGAGACAUAUCAAGCAGAAGCAUCCCGAUUCCUUGCUGUGGAGCGCAUCCGAUAAGGAGGUCAUUCGAUCGGGCUGGGAGAACCAUCUGAAUCUAGACACUAGUCAGACAUCCUGUCCAGAUUCAGCCAUUGCUUCGGACCCAGAGGAGACCCUAGAAUGUUCAAGCCUUUCUACAGACAAGCCUGGCAGUCCUGUGUUAGAUAAAACUGAAUCACAGUCUGAGCCUAGCAUGGCAAACUCCUCGUCGGCUCAGGAGUCACAGAUUGUGUCAACCGAGAUUCUGGAGCGCUACGUGAAUGACUCGCUACACGCCUGGUUCCGUCAGGAGUUCCUAAUGGAGUACCAGGCAGAGGCAGGCAGGCUGGUGUGCAUGGUGUGCAGCCAUCCCUUGCCUUCGCUACAUCUUGACCACAUCAAGAGGCAUGUACUGGAGCAGCAUCCCAACUCCCUAGUAUACAGUGCAGAGGAGAAACAUCGCAUCCUGAAGAGCUGGGCCCAAAGCCAGGACUCUGCAGUAGACUAUAUCAAGGCAGAGCCAGACACCAAAGAUCUGAGUGUGAACAGCCCAGGGAAGCUUCCUUCCUCAGAGCAUGACUCUCUCAAGUACAGCACGGAGCCAAGAGGGUCUGGGAGAGAAUCGGAUGCCCAUCCUCAGCUCACCCCUAACACCACACUAAAAAACAGCUGCCCCUGGCAUCUACGCCUGGAUUAUCUGGUUGCUAUUGGGCCUCCGAGCAGGCCGGGCUGCUACUGCAUGGUGUGUUCUGAGGAGUUGCCAGUGGUGAGAGUCAGCAGCUUUCGCAGGCACAUACUGGACUGCCACCCUGAGACCAGCAAUCUGAGCCCAAAAGAGAGAGAAGAUAUAGCCAGCGCCUGGACGCAGGACACCAUGGAGGAACAAGAAGCACAUUUAGACCAAGCCACUCCCAGCGAUGCGCCUUUUGAAAACAAGCCGCCGUCCAUAAAACCAUCCAUCAGACAGAAGGAUAACGGGGAGAUGUCGAAGGUCCUGUCAGUGCCAAUUAUCGGGCGACACACACAUUACCCAGGCAAGGACCAGCGUCGGAACUACCAGGUGCGCUGGCGCAUGGAGUACCUGAUGGACUACGACUGCAGGAGGCACGGGCUGAUCUGCAUGGUGUGCGGCGCCACGCUGGCGACUCUAAAGGUGAGCACGAUCAAGAGGCACAUCCAGCAAGUCCACCCCCACUCGCUGAACUAUAGUCCUGAGGAGAAGCAGCAGGCAACAGAGAGCUACAGCCAAGCCACGCAGCACUUCGUUCACUCCGAUAGUUGCUGCGCAGGCUCAGAUCACAGUCAAAUAGCGCAGACUAACACUAACGACGAGACGGAGCAGGUCUAAUGAACAGUGGGUGGAUGUGGCAUGCUUUCUUGCACUCAGGAAGUAGAUUGCUGGAACAAGCCAAAAAAAGAUCUCCACAGCUUUUUAGUUUGGAAUAUAAGCUUGAUACAAAUAAUUGUUUUGCAAUUUUUUUGUUUUUGAUUUCACACCAUGGUGGUGGUUUUAACCAGCGAUCUGCAUGGAGGUGGAGAAAAAUGUAACGUCGUUUCCUUCAGAAGAAUGAUGUCACUGGCCUGAAAAAGAAAUUAAGGACCUUUUCUAUCCCCCUAAGCACCUUUUUUUUUAAUGCAUUCGUAUUUGUACAGUGCAGUCUUUGCUGAGAUCUAUUGAUUGCUGCAGAUUGCAAGGUUUAAAGUACCAGAGGGAUCGUUUUGCAUGUGUUCAGCAAUGCAGUGGGCAGCACAUUCAGCACUUAACAAAUCGCUUGGUGUGAGGGGCCGGGGGGUUGAUAAGCAAGAAAACUGUUAGGAAGCAUGGCUUCUAAAACAGCACCUUGUAAAGCACACACUGUGUGUAGAGUGGACAGUUCAAUGCAUUUCAAAGAUUUUUUUGAUUUAGUAACUCAACAUUAAUGAAUAGAACACAUGACAAAAUAAUUGAUACCUACUUUCAAAGUGCUACCUAUCAAUUAGGUAUGUGAUUAUUUUUUUUCUUUCUCCCCCAACUACCAUUUCAAAGACUUACUGAAAUAUAAAUAUAUAUAUAUAUUAAAGCCCUUUGCUGCAUUAUAAAGGAAAAUGAGGGGCACAAGUCCAUGUCUCAGGGAAUGUGUGCAAUCAGGGCUUGCCAUUUAUCCUGUAGAUUCAGCAUUUCUUUUUGUGACUUGCCCACUGACUAUAUAAAACAUACUAAAUGAUGCAAUUAAAUUCUCAACAAACUGAGUGAAAAGAUGCAACUACUUUCAGUCAUGUUCUUAUGUAACUUAAGUGGGAGUGAAUUCAUGUACAUGUAUUUUUUUUAUGUGAAGUGGAAGUGUGAAAAGGUAAAACUUGUCUUUUUCUUUAUUUAAAAACCUACCUUUUGU
This is a messenger RNA of Silurus meridionalis, 3247 nucleotides long. It is a transcript of the gene zfta, whose product is annotated as zinc finger translocation associated. Gene Ontology annotation, biological process: negative regulation of DNA-templated transcription. The transcript has 5 exons. NCBI's taxonomy places the organism in Eukaryota, Metazoa, Chordata, Actinopteri, Siluriformes, Siluridae. Bases 394 to 2223 code for a protein of 609 amino acids. The record is from RefSeq and is a predicted model, not a curated record.